This is a messenger RNA of Plectropomus leopardus (leopard coralgrouper), 3630 nucleotides long. RefSeq names its product zinc finger protein 644b (gene znf644b). Gene Ontology annotation, molecular function: DNA-binding transcription factor activity, RNA polymerase II-specific; RNA polymerase II cis-regulatory region sequence-specific DNA binding. NCBI's taxonomy places the organism in Eukaryota, Metazoa, Chordata, Actinopteri, Perciformes, Serranidae. Gene Ontology annotation, biological process: regulation of transcription by RNA polymerase II. The record is from RefSeq and is a predicted model, not a curated record. Gene Ontology annotation, cellular component: nucleus.
GGGUCAGGCGCAAAGACAAACUUGAGGACACGAGUGUCCGUCCUGAGGUGUGUUUCCUCAGAGCCAUGAGCUGCACUCAGCGCUUCAUCACAGACCGAAAGUAUGUCUGAUCUGGAGCCAAAUGCACAAGAGGACAAAGACGUGGAAUCGGUGUCUGACAGCCCAGGUCGUACUCAGGAGCCAUUACAGAGUCACACGUUCUCCCUGAAGAACAAUGCUGCAGGUCUGUCCUCAGAUGAACACGAAAACCCUUUAAAUGGAACCCAGCCGAAUCCAUUUGUAUACAGCAGUGUCCCUGCUGUUCCCCAUGCAGGCAAUUCAUUGCCUUCAGGAGCACUUGUUAAUGGACCUGGUUCACACCCCACCUCAGAGGUACACUGUGUCCUGAACAAAGGCGCUGUUUUAUCCAACAAUGUCCUGGAUGCCGCGUGGCAAGCAGAGAAGGACACGAGCCCCGAGGUGUUACCACCACCUAGUGAGCUUCAAUCAGACGCUUGGAAGAACACAGCGGGGCCCGCCGCAAAAACACUGGCCACACAGCCAGGUGUCAACACGCCACCGUCUCACUCGGAGGAGAAUGAGUCCAAACUGGCCCAUUCCACACUGUCAGGUGCAGACAGCGCAGAGCAAAUGCACAUUAGCCAACCUUUGACAAAACAGACAAUGGAAACAAGAUCUCGACGGGACGUAGAGUGGUCCGAGAGCUCCUCGGAUGAUUAUGAUGAUGCUGAAGCAAUCAGAUGGGAUUCGGCAUCUUUGCACAAUGACAGAAGGCUGGAGACCAAAGUGAUGCACCAACGAGACAGGAAGCACAAUACACAUGUAAAAAGCAUGUCAGGCUCUCUGGAAAAGGUUAACCACACGUGCAGACGUUCCUGUUUCUGCAGUCGCGGUGAUGAAAAUGUUGACAUUGCCAACAAAGAAGAUUCUUCGGGUACACGGUAUGAUAUUAAAUAUUCUGCCGUGCCACUCAAAGAUCUUUCUAGGAACAGAGCUUCAGACCCCGAGCGCCGUAUUUAUAGCACAGCGGCGCAGGAAGGCUGUAAUGAGGAAAAUGACCCUGAAGAUGAAGACAAUUUUAGUUCAAAAGUGGAGCACUUGAAGACGGAACAAAUCGAACAAGAUCCACUUUUCUUUUCAUGCACAAUAUGCAAUGUUAAUUUCAAGGAAGAAAGACAUUUCCACAGACAUAUGAUGUAUCAUUUAGGGAAGCAUAAUCAGGUGAACAGCGUCUCGCAGCCCUUUAUAUGCAGGGAGUGUGGGCGUUUGUUCUGUGAUAGCAACUCUCUCACGAGGCACAUCAUUAUUCACCAAGACAGGCUGGAAAAACUUAUGGAGGAAAUCAAAGGUCUCAAAAACACUGGAGCGGGGGACAGGGGCAACGCAGUGCAGUGCUCGGAAAUCUCUGUCCAGCACGCCAAAACGCACGAUAAUCUGAAGCACUACUACUUCUGUGAGGAGUGUAACUACAUCACACUGACACAACAGGCACUUGAAGCACACAUACAUGUCACACACCUCAGCACACGCACACCUAAAUACGGGAAAAUUACUAAUGAUGCAGAGGAAGCAGACCAGUUUCAGCGUAAAAUGGGUUUUUUCACAAGUGGGGACAAAGAAGACAUUAAAAGGCGAUCACAAUGCGGUAAUUAUAAAAAGUUUGCUAAACCAAAUCUGUUGACACUUGUAGAAACAACCCAUUUCCCCCAGUGCUCCAGUAAAAAAGGGAACAUUUACAUCCAAAAGUCCACUGUCAAAACUGUAAAUUCACCUCGGUUCAAGUGCCGUGUCGGCUGCACCAAAAACACGCUGUCACCGUCUUUGUGGAGGGUCGACAGGCAUGGAAAAUUACUCCUACAGCCGGUGGAAGAAUUAAAUGUGGCAAGUGAUCUCACCUGUGUGGAGGCUGAAAACAAUGACUGCGAGGCUUUUGGCAGCUCAAAGCGGGCAAACUGUCCUGCUACCGCCGAUUUUUUACUAUCAGCCAGAAAUCUUAAAUUAGAGCAGAUGUUCUGUCAGGGUAGCGAGAACGACCCGGAAAGUGGGAGUUUACAAGCAAACCAAAAUUCUCUGUCAAUGAGAGACAUGUCAACGCCCCUGCAUAGCACUAUUGACAGUAUGAAUGGUGAUAAAUCAGCGAGGCUUAGCCAGAGGCUCCAGAAACAGUGUGCAGAUGAGGAGUUGGAGAAAGGCUGCGAGGGCAGCGAUAACUUGAGUGAUGAUGCCGGUGAAGCUACAGGCAGCUUCUUGGAAAGCGAGAAUGCCGUGAAGCCGUUUGCUCGGAGGUGUUUGAGAAAGAGGCAGAGCUUUUCAGCCAGAGACCAAAGCCCUUGUGCACUCCGGGAGGAAGACGAUGCAGAUGAAGACUGCAGCGACAUCGAGCAACUCAUAAUCAAGGAGGAGUUCAUCGAAACUACAGUGUGCGAUGAUUCCUCAGAGUCGCCGCGUGCGUCUGCAAGCUGUGACGUUUUCCCCACGCCAGCAGGAGACCUCAAGCCCUGUCCGUACUGCCCUGCCAUGUUCGAGUCCGGAGUUGGUCUGUCCAAUCACGUGCGAGGGCACCUGCACCGAGUCGGCUUGAGCUACAAUGCUCGGCACAUGGUUUCGCCAGAGCAAGUGGCGCUGCGGGACCGCCAGCCGCGAAUCCGCAGAAGGAUCCCCUGUAGCAGCAAGAGAGUGAGAAAAGCUGUGAAGCCAGAAACCCAAAGGGAGCACAGGUGUCCCCUGUGCUGGGGCUGGUUUGACACAAAGACGGGCCUCUCCAACCACGUGAGGGGACACCUGAGGCGAAUCGGCAGAAGUGUCACCAGCAGCAGCAAGUCUCCGCUGUGCAUCCUCAACGAACUGUUGCAGGACAAAAAGGAACAUCAGAACAUCCUCCAGGUCCUCAACAAGAGCCGGUUCCCCUCACGGUCCUGCGUCUCCCAGAAGUUCAUCAGCGGCAGCGGCCUGCUCCUGAUGCACAUGGGCAUCCCGGUGAAAAUCCAGUACCAGAUGAGGAGUCCACGUGCAUUAUUUGUACCAAAACAGGAAGCAGGGGCGUUCUCGGAGAAGAAAAAUCUUCAGGUCGAAGCACAAAGAGACACGAAGGCUUCCUCUAGCACUUUAGUUGAGCUGCUCCAGAUGAGACAGGACAGUUUGGAGCUCGCAGCGAGGAAAAGGCAGGAAGCCAACGCACCCAGGACACUCUGUGAUUUCACCAAAGACUACAAGGAGGAGACACGGAAGACCAAACUGGAACCAGACUGGACUCACGGGGAAUGUGAUAUGAAUGAGAUUUGCACUCAGUGUGACGGCACCUUUCCUGGUCAUCUCAGAGCCUACGCAUACAGGAAGAGGAUCGCCAUUUUUGAAGGCGAUGAUUAUAAACAGAAGAAGCCGAGACCAAGGCCUGGGCUAAAGAAGAAGGUUUUACCCUCCUUGAAUGCUGAAAUAUACACGCUCACCUGCAGAUUCUGUGACCUCGUCUUCCAGGGUCCACUGUCCAUCCAGGAGGACUGGAUCAAGCACUUACAGAGACACCUUCUGCACACCGGCGUGCCCCACUCAGGGACGGCGAUGGUCGAGGUUUUGGGUCUUCAUCACAAAAUACAAAUGAGUAUGUCUGGUGAGCACAUAGAUCUUGAAUAG